Alternaria rosae is the source of this 1632-nucleotide messenger RNA. RefSeq names its product amidase signature domain-containing protein. Bases 1 to 1632 code for a protein of 543 amino acids. Gene Ontology annotation, molecular function: catalytic activity. The record is from RefSeq and is a predicted model, not a curated record. Lineage: Eukaryota; Fungi; Ascomycota; Dothideomycetes; Pleosporales; Pleosporaceae. The transcript has 3 exons.
AUGUCUGUCUUUUUCGACUCGCCUCUAAAUGAGGAUCUUGUACGGGUUGGCGAUGCAGAAUCGGUACUGCAAAGCAUUGGCAUCACCAAUGGUAUACCAGCACACGAAUCUCGGGACUAUCACCAAUUACUGGCUGCGGUUCAUGACGUCGCUGAGCACGUACUCCAACUCCCAGACUACGCAUCACAUGCGGAGACCGAGAGAUACCCACGAGGCCAAAUUCGUCGACCACCAGCAGAAGAGCAGGAUUUCGGUAAUGCUUGGGCACAUAAGUUCCAAAUACGUGGCAACCCGCAAGGAGAACUCCUACAAGGAAAGACAGUAUGUCUCAAAGACAACAUUGCAGUAGCCGGAGUACCGCAGUUUUUCGGGACAGACGCCAUCCCUGCUUGGACGCCCGAUUCCGACGCCACCGUAGUCACCCGGGCAUUAGAUGCUGGUGCUAACAUCGUGGGGACGACGAUAUGUGAGAACUUCUGCAACUCAACAUCGUCAUUCACUUCAGCGCAAGGUACCGUUCAUAAUCCUUAUGCGAGAGGAUACUCGGCUGGUGGCAGUACGUCUGGUGGCUGUGCAGUAGUUGGUGGCGGUCUGGUAGACAUCGCCAUUGGUGCCGAUCAAGGCGGAAGCAUUCGCGUCCCAUCAUCUUUCUGCGGUUGUGUAGGACUGAAACCAACACACGGUUUGGUCCCUUACACUGGUAUAUCCAGUGGUGAUGCUGUCAGUGAUCACGCUGGGCCUAUAGCGAGAUCUGUUCGCGACGUCGCUUUGUGUCUUGAUGCAGUCGGCGGAAGGGAUGACUACGAUGACCGUACACUUGGUGCACCAAUUCAUGGGUCUAAGCAGUACGCGAAACGCCUUCAAAGCUCGGUCGCAGGAAUGAAGAUUGGUGUUCUCAAAGAAGGCUUUGAGCACCGCCUCGUCAACGAAGACGUCAAAUCAACCGUGAGAGAAGCCGUGCAGUCCUUCCAAAGACUAGGUGCUACCGUCGAAGAGGUCUCAUUACCCCUUCAUCUAGAAGGGCCAGCUAUAUGGACCAUCCAACAGCGAAUCGCAGGUACCUUCAGCAUGUUGGGAUACGCGCACGGUCGGAGAGGACUUUUCUCAACUGCCUACGAAGCAGCACGGCAACCAUGGACAAACGAAACUUUCCAAAAGCUCUUCCCUUCUACGAAAAAUACCAUGAUCAACGGUCUUUCGCUGAUGCAGAACUACCCAGGUCUUUAUGCGAAGACCAUGAAUGUGGCUCAACAGCUCCGCGACUCAUAUGAGAAGCUAUUUCAAGAGUACGAUCUCAUCGUCAUGCCGACAACGCCUUUUGUAGCACCACCAAACAUCGAUUGGAAGCGCGGGGAGGAUGCGCCGAUAGAUGCGCUAAAGCCGAGUAUGGGCAUUACCAUCAACACCGCCAUCUUCGACGUGACAGGUCAUCCGGCUAUGUCGCUUCCCGUGGGCUUUGCUCCUUCAGGCGUCGAUCCGGAAAUCAGCCUGCCUGUUGGUAUGCAGUUGGUCGGUGGCCUUUGGCAGGAGCAGAAGAUACUAGAUGCGGCUUUUGCAUGGGAGUCGGCGAACGAUUGGAAACAAAUCGGCGCGCGGCAAGAUCAAGAGGCGAAGCUUGCUACGAAGCUGUAG